GCCCCACAUUUUUCUUUUUUCCCUUUUUACCCUUCCUCUUUUCCGGAAAUUCCAUCUCCUCCCGUAUAUGCCUUCCCUCGUUCCAGAGAUUCGAACGCGGGUCCCGAAUUUUCAGCUAUUUGCUGGAAGGACCCUGGAUUAUCUUUUUUCUUGUUUGCUUGAAAUCCCCUAUAAUCCCAUUUGGAAUCUUGCUUCUGUAGAUCUAGGGUUUUCUCUGAUUGCAGGAUCUUUAGAUUUGUAGGGUUUAUAAGAAAUGGGAUUUGGAGAUUACAGAAGGGAGAAUCUACGCUGCCAGGUUGAAUGGCGAAAUCUGAAUUUUCUCAUUACUGAAGAGAAUCUCUAAUUUUCAUGAUUUAGAAGGCGGGGAAAGGUCAACAAGGAGAGUAGUUUUGUUAUGGACAAUACAGAUCCAAGAGAAAGAGAUCUCUGUAUCGAUCUCGAAAGUGGUGCGACCACAAGUGAAGAAGAAGGUCCGAGAGAUGGAGUUGCCAGCUCCAGAAGGAAGAAUUUGUUAGAUAGGGUCUGGAGUGGAUUCGUGAGCUUUGACGGAUCAGUGAAAACUAAAGAAGGCAUAAGUCCACAUGAGAAUUUGUCGAAUCCUGACGAGGUUUGUGUCGAGAAUGUAGGCUUGUUGAUAGAGAGGUUUGGAGGAGAAGAGAGAGUGAGUUUUGUGGAGACUUCAAGGAUAGAAAAACCAAAGAAGAAGAGCUGUAAAAAGCCUCCUAAGCCGCCCCGUCCCCCGACAGCGGUGUUGUUACAUGCCGCUGACCAGAAGUUGGCCAGGGAGAUUACUGAGCUUACCAUGUUAAAGAAGGCGAGGGUUGAACGGAUGAAAGCACUGAAGAAGAUGAAAGAUGGGAAGACAACAUCAUCCAGUAGUAGUCUGUGCGCCUUGGCCAUUACCAUUAUCUUCUGCCUUAUUAUAAUCUUGCAAGGAGCAUUUUCCAGAAGCAGCUCAAAUGUUCAAUUUCAAGGGUCACCUGAGGCUGCAUUAGCGACAGGGAGAGGAUUGAUUUCGGUUCAGUAUAAUAGGAAAGUUCCUGCAAGAGGAGGUACCAUUGGUCCUGGAUCUGGAUCUCCCAGCAUUAUAGAGCCAGUCCCUGGGUCAGGCACUCAGGAAGAAAGGAGUAGAUUUUCAGGCUGACUAUAACUUCUCCAUAACGAAGAAUUCCAAGAGUAAAUAUCUGAGACGGUGUCUUCGGGUAAUAUGUGCUUGAACUUUUCUCGUUGUACACUUGUGUCUGUAACAGCUCAUUCAGACAGUUUCAGUUGUAUAUAUGAAGAUGUUGUAUGCCCAUGAAGCUGGAAAACGGCGAGGAAGGUGCCCCCAUUUACAACAGCACAAGCAAUCCGUUACUGCUUGCUGAAAAUUAAGGUUAUUUUAGUUAUUAGGGAUUUCUCUGGCAUUUCAGCAGUUCCUUGCAAUAUAUAGGCUUAUUGCUAUGCA
Magnolia sinica is the source of this 1447-nucleotide messenger RNA. RefSeq lists its product as uncharacterized. Bases 395 to 1144 code for a protein of 249 amino acids. The record is from RefSeq and is a predicted model, not a curated record. Lineage: Eukaryota; Viridiplantae; Streptophyta; Magnoliopsida; Magnoliales; Magnoliaceae. The transcript has 5 exons.